This is a messenger RNA of Plasmodium relictum, 645 nucleotides long. Its product is annotated as transmembrane protein Tmp21 homologue, putative. The transcript has a single exon. The record is from RefSeq and is a predicted model, not a curated record. Gene Ontology annotation, biological process: endoplasmic reticulum to Golgi vesicle-mediated transport; Golgi organization; intracellular protein transport. Gene Ontology annotation, cellular component: COPII-coated ER to Golgi transport vesicle; Golgi apparatus; endoplasmic reticulum. NCBI's taxonomy places the organism in Eukaryota, Apicomplexa, Aconoidasida, Haemosporida, Plasmodiidae. The coding region runs from base 1 to 645 and encodes 214 amino acids.
AUGAAUAAAAAAAAUAAGUAUAUUUUAUUUUUAGUAUUGUUAUUUCUUCAAAUUGUGUUGAUCGAUAGUGUAGAAAUAUAUAUUACAUUGAAUUCUAAAAAAUUAAAAUGUAUAAAAGAAAGAAUUAGUAAAGAUACAUUAGUUGUAGGAAAGAUCAGAACAGACAACGAAAAAUCCUUAGUUUCACUUUUUAUAUAUGAUAUUGACAUAAGUGAAAGAAAUUUUAAUUAUCAAUCUAAGUUACCGAUUUUUGAAUCCCAAAAUGAACAUGAAAUAAAAACAGCAUUCACAACUUUUUUUUCUACUUCUUAUUCUUUUUGUGUAUAUAAUUCAUCAGAUAAAAGUACAAAUGUUUAUUUUGAAGUUAAAUAUGGAACCGAGGCAAGAGAUUAUACGAGAAUAGCGAAAACGGAGCAUUUGAAUGAGGCUUCAUUAUUUUUAAAACAAAUAAUUGAUGAAAUGAAUAACUUUCACAUAAAUCUUAAAAGAAUCAAAGAGAUGGAAGAAAAAGAAAAGUUAGCAAGUGAUAAGUUAAAUGACACUUUAAUGUGGUUUUCAAUUAUCAACAUAAUUAUAAUUAUAAUUGCGGCAAUUAUACAAGAUUUCUAUUUUAAAAAAUUUUUUACUUCAAAAAAAAUUAUUUAA